This is a messenger RNA of Knipowitschia caucasica, 513 nucleotides long. Lineage: Eukaryota; Metazoa; Chordata; Actinopteri; Gobiiformes; Gobiidae. The record is from the annotation of a GenBank genome assembly.
AUGAACACUGUGCACCUGAACACUGUGCACCUGAACACUGUGCACCUGAACACUGUGCACCUGAACACUGUGCACCUGAACACUGUGCACCUGAACACUGUGCACCUGAACACUGCAGAGGAGGAAGAGGAGGAGGGGGAGGAAGAGGAGGAGGAGGAGGAGGAGGAAGAGGAUGAGGGGGAGGAGGGGGAGGAGGAGGAGGAGGACAUUGAAACUAAAUUUCAGCGAGGAAACAGAGGAGACCGCAAGGAGACCGAGGAGACCGCAAGGAGACCGAGGAGACCGCAAGGAGACAGCAAGGAGACAGUAAGGAGACAGAGGAGACGGCAAGGAGACAGAGGAGACGGCAAGGAGACAGAGGAGACAGAUGAGACUGAGAGGAGGCCAAGGAGACAGAGGAGAGAGAGGAAACAGAGGAGACCGCAAGGAGACAAAGAAAACCCCAAGGACACCGAGGAGACAGAGGAGAUCACAAGGACACUGAGGAGACAGAGGAGAUCACAAGGACACUGA